This is a messenger RNA of Tupaia belangeri chinensis (Chinese tree shrew), 3753 nucleotides long. It is a transcript of the gene RALGDS, whose product is annotated as ral guanine nucleotide dissociation stimulator. The record is from RefSeq and is a predicted model, not a curated record. Bases 117 to 2873 code for a protein of 918 amino acids. NCBI's taxonomy places the organism in Eukaryota, Metazoa, Chordata, Mammalia, Scandentia, Tupaiidae. Gene Ontology annotation, molecular function: guanyl-nucleotide exchange factor activity. Gene Ontology annotation, cellular component: plasma membrane. The transcript is spliced from 18 exons. Gene Ontology annotation, biological process: Ras protein signal transduction.
CCGCGCCAUGAGCUCCGCAGCCGGGCGCCCCCCUGCGCCGCGCGCCGGCCGAGGCGAGCGGCCUGUGCGAGCCCCGGGCCCCGCCCUGGGCCGGCGAUGAGCUGCCGAGGCUGAGGAUGAUGGUAGAUUGCCAGAGCUCUACGCAGGAGAUCGGUGAGGAGCUGAUCAACGGGGUCAUCUACUCCAUCUCCCUGCGCAAGGUGCAACUGCACCACGGGGCCAGCAAGGGCCAGCGCUGGCUCGGGUGUGAGAAUGAGUCCCCCCUGAACCUGUAUGAGACCUGCAAGGUGCGCACUGUGAAGGCAGGCACCCUGGAGAAGCUGGUGGAGCACCUAGUACCUGCCUUCCAGGGCAGCGACCUGUCCUACGUCACUGUCUUCCUGUGCACCUACAGAGCCUUCACCACCACCCAGCAGGUGCUGGACCUGCUCUUCAAAAGGUACGGUAGAUGUGACGCCCUCACGGCCUCCUCUAGAUACGGGUGCAUCCUCCCUUACUCUGAUGAGGACGGCGGACCCCAGGACCAACUGAAAAAUGCCAUCUCCUCCAUCCUGGGCACCUGGCUGGACCAGUAUUCGGAGGAUUUCCACCAGCCCCCGGACUUUCCGUGCCUCAAGCAGCUGGUGGCCUACGUGACGCUUAACAUGCCUGGCUCAGACCUGGAGCGCCGGGCCCACCUUCUCCUGGCUCAGCUGGAGCACUCAGGACCUACUGAGGCUGAGCCUGAGGCCCUGUCACCAGCUCUAGGACCAGCUCCAGCUCUAGCACCCACCCCAGUGCUGGUGCCAGGAUCAGGUCUGGAGCUAGAGCCAGCCCUGAAACCCGCUCCAGAGCUGGAGCCAACCCUGAGGUCCACUCCAGAGCUACGGCCAUCUCCGAAGUCAGCUCCAGAGCUAGUGUCAGCCCUGAAACCUGCUCCAGAGCUGGAGUCAGCCCUCAAGUCUUCUCCAGAGCCACAGCCAUCUCUGAAAUCAACUCCAGAGCUAGAGUCAGCCCUGAAACCUGCUCCAGAGCAAGAGCCAGCUUCCAGAUCUGCUCCAGAGCUAGAGCCAGCUCCGAAAUCCACUGCAGAGGGAGAGCCGUCUCCAAACUGUGUACCAGGGCUGCCACCAGCUCUGAGAUCCACUCCAGGACUAGAGUCCACUCCAGAGCUAGAGACUGUGCUCCCACCAGCUCUAGAGCUGGAGCCGGCUCCAAUGCCAGCUCCGUCACUCGAGCCCUCCUGGCCCUCGCCUGUGGCUUCAGAGAAUGGACUGAGUGAGAAGCCCCACCUCCUGCGGUUCCCUCCUGACCUGGUGGCAGAGCAGUUUACACUGAUGGAUGCGGAGCUGUUCAAGAAGGUGGUGCCCUAUCAUUGCCUGGGCUCCAUCUGGUCCCAGCGGGACAAGAAGGGCAAGGAGCAUCUGGCACCCACCAUCCGUGCCACUGUCACCCAGUUCAACAGUGUGGCCAACUGUGUCAUCACCACGUGCCUCGGGGACCGGAGCAUGAGGGCCCCAGACAGGGCCAGGGUGGUGGAGCACUGGAUCGAGGUGGCCAGGGAGUGUCGGAUCCUCAAGAACUUCUCGUCACUCUACGCCAUCCUCUCUGCUCUGCAGAGUAACGCCAUCCACCGUUUGAAGAAGACGUGGGAAGAAGUGUCCAGGGACAGUUUCCGGAUCUUUCAGAAGCUGUCAGAGAUCUUCUCCGACGAGAACAACUACUCCUUGAGCAGAGAGCUGCUCAUCAAGGAGGGUACCUCCAAGUUUGCCACCCUGGAGAUGAACCCCCGGAGAGCCCAGAAGCGGCCAAAAGAGACAGGUGUCAUCCAGGGUACUGUCCCCUACCUGGGCACGUUCCUCACUGACCUGGUGAUGCUGGACACAGCCAUGAAGGACUAUCUGUAUGGGAGACUCAUCAACUUCGAGAAGAGGAGGAAGGAGUUCGAGGUGAUCGCGCAGAUCAAGCUACUGCAGUCGGCGUGCAACAGCUACAGCAUCGUGCCCGAGGAGCGCUUCCGGGCCUGGUUCCGGGCCUCAGAGCGGCUCAGUGAGACUGAGAGCUACAACCUGUCAUGUGAGCUGGAGCCCCCCUCUGAGUCGGCCAGCAACACCCUGAAAACCAAGAAGAGCACGGCCAUCGUCAAGCGCUGGAGCGACCGCCAGGCCCCCAGUGCGGAGCUGAGCACCGGCGGCAGCUCGCACUCCAAGUCCUGUGACCAGCUCAGAUGUGCCCCCUACCUUGGCAGCGGGGACCUCACCGAUGCGCUCAGCGUGCACUCGGCCGGCUCCUCCAGCUCCGACGUGGAGGAAAUCAACGUGAGCUUUGUCCCCGAGUCCCCCGAUGGCCAGGAAAAGAAGUUCUGGGAGUCGACCUCCCAGUCGUCCCCGGAGACUUCUGGCAUCAGCUCAGCAUCUAGCAGCACCUCAUCCUCGUCGGCCUCCACCACGCCCGUGGCCACCAUGCGGACCCACAAGCGCUCCGUCUCUGGGGUCUGCAACUACAGCUGCUCACUGCCCCUGUACAACCAGCAGGUGGGCGACUGCUGCAUUGUGCGCGUCAGCCUGGAUGUGGACAACGGCAACAUGUACAAGAGCAUCCUGGUGACCAGCCAAGAUAAGGCUCCAGCGGUCAUCCGCAAGGCCUUGGACAAACACAAUCUGGAUGAGGAUGAGCCGGAGGACUACGAGCUGGUGCAGGUCAUCUCGGAUGAGCGGAAGCUGAAGAUCCCUGAGAAUGCCAACGUGUUCUACGCCAUGAACUCGACUGCUAACUACGACUUCGUCCUGCGGAAGCGGACCUUUGCUAAGGGGCUGAAAGUCAAGCAUGGGGCCAGCUCAACCCUCCCUCGCAUGAAGCAGAAAGGACUCAAAAUUGCCAAGGGCAUCUUUUGAGGACACCCGAAGGCCUACUGGCUGGGCAGCUCGACACUUACAGACUGGCUGGGCCGGGCCGGCCGCGACCUCUGCCCACCUGCCAGCCCGGGCCACCCAGCCUCAUUCGUCCCGAGCCUCUCCUCCGCUGGGAUUGACGCCUGCCGUUGAGCGGGCUGACCCGGCCCCGCGCACCACUUGCUGCCUUAGGUGCCUCGUGCUCUCUGGACCCAGAGGACCAGCCGACUUGCCAAGGAGCACUGCCAACGGGCUGGGUGCUCUGCCUGCCUGCCCUGGGCACUGCCCUGUGUACACCUCCCUGGCACCUUCCCAGGUGUGGGCUACUGCCACCCGUGUCCUCUGGCACCAGAGCGCCCACCCAGCCACUGGGUCCAACUACUGCAAUUCUCUCCUCGCCCAUGGGCGCCGGUCUGUGACCUGCGUGGGGUCCCAGCCCCUCUUCCCACCACGCUAGCCUUUCUCGGGCUGCACCAAAGAUUCCAUCAGGACCAGCCAAGGGGGUCGCCCACUUUCCAGCCUCCACCAGAGCGGGGGGCCUCCUGGACCGUGCUCCGCCCAGCGAGUGAGGAUUGAGCCCAUGAUGUCAGAUCUCGUAGGUGCCAUCUGCAUCCUGGGCUUCACAAGACCGCAAGAGACGGGUUGGGGAGGAGGGCCUGGGGGAUGGGGAGGGCCAUUGAAUAUUUGUAUAAAAAGGAAAAAAAGUUUACUGAUUGGGGAGGGGCAAUAUUUAUUUGUUGUAAAUAGCAAAUGCUAGACUUGAAUAUUAUAUUAAAAUCCUGUUUCUACUACAACCUAGUUGUGGUUUGGUUCAUUUCUCGUGUUAAUUUAAAUGAGAUAGAGCCUGUCACAUUUCAUUUUCAAAUAAAAAUAUCUUGUAGAA